AUGUCCAAAAAGCUUGGAUCAUCAUACGUGGUUUAUAUGGGACUGAUUCCCUUUGAUUGGGAUGAUGCUGUAAUCAAAUCUGUUGUAUGUGGAACUGGCAGUGUAGUUGACGUCAGACUUGGAUUUGACUACGUAGGGAAGAACAAAGGAUUUUGCUUUAUUGAGUAUAUAUCUCAGUCGGACGCGUCAAGAGCUAUGCUGUUAUUGGAGCAGAUGAAGAUUGUAAAUCCUCAGACCAAUCAGAUCAAGAAGAUACGAGUUGAACUCUCUAAAGAAUCAUUAAAGGUGAAUCAAGAUAAUGACUUUAAACAACCUUUGAUGCUUACGUUUAAUAAUUUACCAGAUAACGUAAUAUUAGCUCGGGAACAAUAUGUCAAUGGCCCCCCCUUACCUUCUACAAAUAUGGGGCUCAACAAUACUACUACCACUACUAAUCCCAAUCUGUUUCUUCCUAAUAUUCCACCUCAACUUCCUCCAGUUCCUCAGUACGGAUAUAACAAUGGAUACAGUAACAAUAAUAACAAUAAUAUUAAUAAUAUUAACAGUAAUAAUAAUCACAAUAAUAAUAUUAACAAUAAUAAGAACAAUAUUAAUGUCAUAAAUAAUAAAUUGAAUAAUUCAACUCAACCACAGUCCAAUUCCAAUACUUUAGGCCCGGAAUUUACCAAUGCAUCACAACGACUUCCUCCUCAACCUGAAACGUUACCGUUUGACGUUCUGGGUAACAUUAAUAAGACCCUUAGUCAAAUUCCACCGGUACUGUUGAUUGAAUUCAUUUCUAAUUUGAAAAAUACUCUCAAUGGACCCAAUGCUGGACAAGCAGUCAAUGUGCUUCAGCUUUCGCCCAACUUGGCUUCUUCCACGGCCCAAGCAUUGUUGCUUAUGGGGUUUAUAGAUGAACAAGUGAUCAAUGAAGCUGUUACCAAUGUUCAAAACCCAAGAUCUGCAUCUCAUACUCCAGUACCACUUCCUCAGAAUAUCUUACCACCACCACCUCCACCACCUCAACAACAGCAGCAAGGUUAUGGUGGAUACUCCAUUCCUGGUUCCAAUAAUUAUGGAGCUACGGUGCCUAAUUAUCCUCCACCACCAACAGCGGUUAAUCUUAAUCCUAAUUGGGCCCAUUUUUCACAUUCUACGCAAUCGAAGUUGGCAGCAUUACCAUCAAAUGAAGCAGACGUUAUUGUUCAAGUCUUGAAUCUUCCUGCGGAUCAAAUUAGUUUAUUACCAGCGGAACAGCAGGGAAUAUUCACCAAUAUCAGGGCCCAGUAUCUUGGAUAA
Messenger RNA from Lizanozyma spartinae, 1281 nucleotides. Its product is annotated as cleavage polyadenylation factor subunit. The record is from RefSeq and is a predicted model, not a curated record. Bases 1 to 1281 code for a protein of 426 amino acids. Gene Ontology annotation, cellular component: mRNA cleavage and polyadenylation specificity factor complex. Lineage: Eukaryota; Fungi; Ascomycota; Pichiomycetes; Serinales; Debaryomycetaceae. Gene Ontology annotation, molecular function: mRNA binding. The transcript has a single exon.